This is a messenger RNA of Durio zibethinus, 2328 nucleotides long. Its product is annotated as mitochondrial-processing peptidase subunit alpha-like. Gene Ontology annotation, biological process: proteolysis. Lineage: Eukaryota; Viridiplantae; Streptophyta; Magnoliopsida; Malvales; Malvaceae. Gene Ontology annotation, cellular component: mitochondrion. The record is from RefSeq and is a predicted model, not a curated record. Gene Ontology annotation, molecular function: metal ion binding; metalloendopeptidase activity.
ACAUCAUGUUUCCAUGAUUUUUUUUUUAUUAUUAUAGAAAUGUUAGUGUGAAUUGUGAUGCUAGAUUUAAAAAGAAAAAAAAUCCUUUGAAAUUGUUCUUAAUAAAAAAGAAAACCCUCUCAUCAAUCAAGUAGUACGUCAAUCGGACGGCAAAGAGUUGAUCAUCAACUAAGUUAAAAUGACUUCCUCCACACACGGGCCACGGCUCAAAUUGCAAGCCAUUUCUUUUCUCACCUGUCUAGAGAAAACUCCACACCUGUCGACAUCAAUCAAAGCCCCACAUUAUUGAAGCAGAGCAAAACAUCAACGGGUCAAACCAGCCACUCCCUUCGGCAUCCGAACCAAACGGAGCUUCACUGCGCCCGUGCAAUCUAGGGCUUCUCAGAGACCAUCGAUCACGAUGUAUCGAACAGCGGCUUCUCGCCUACGGGCUCUCAAGAAGAGACUAGCGUGCUAGAAUAUCCCCCCUCAAUCCUGGUUCAGAUAAAGCUGCUGUUUAACUUACUAACCAUAUUGAAUGAUAGGUUGCACAUGCCGUAGAGUACCUGCAAGGUUUGCAAGUUCAAAUGCUGUUGCUACAACAUCAUUGUCUUCAGGUGGCUUCUUAAGUUGGCUGACGGGGAGUCAGUCCAAGUCCAUACCAUCACUAGAGUUUCCCCUACCUGGUGUUUCCCUACCACCUUCAUUGCCUGAUUAUGUUGAACCUGGUAAAACUAAGAUUACAACUCUGCCGAAUGGCCUCAAAAUUGCUUCAGAAACCUCAGCAAAUCCUACAGCAUCAAUAGGAUUAUAUGUUGACUGUGGUCCUAUCUAUGAGUCAUCAGCCUCAUUUGGGGUCUCACACCUGCUUGAGCGUAUGGCCUUCAAGAGCACAACAAACCGAAGCCAUUUGCGUAUUGUGAGGGAAGCAGAGGCAAUUGGUGGCAAUGUGAAUGCUGCAGUUACUCGGGAGCAGAUUGGAUAUACCUUUGAUGCUUUGAAGACUUAUGUUCCUCAAAUGCUAGAGCUGCUUAUUGACUGUGUGAGAAACCCUGUUUUCUUGGAUUGGGAGGUCAAUGAACACCUUCAAAAAGUGAAAGAGGAAAUUUCUGAAGCCACAAAGAAUCCUCAGGGCUUGCUUUUUGAGGGCAUUCACUCAGCUGGUUAUUCUGGUGCAUUGGGAAAUCCUCUUUUAGCCCCAGAAUCUGCAGUUAAUAUGUUGAAUGCUACAGUUUUGGAGGAUUUUGUUGCAGAAAAUUUUACUGCUUCUCGGAUGGUACUGGCAGCAUCUGGUGUUGAACAUGAGGAACUGUUAUCUGUUGCAGAACCACUUUUAUUGGACCUUCCCAAUGCUCCUCGUCCUCAGGAGCCAAAAUCUGUGUAUACUGGAGGUGAUUAUCGUUGCCAGGCUGAUUCAGGGGAUGAAACUCAUUUUGCUCUUGCAUUUGAGCUUCCUGGUGGUUGGCAGAAGGAGAAGGAAGCUAUAAUUUUGACUGUUCUUCAGAUUCUGAUGGGAGGAGGUGGAUCAUUUUCGGCUGGUGGCCCUGGAAAAGGAAUGUAUUCAAGACUAUAUCUUCGUGUCUUGAAUGAGUAUCCACAAGUUCAGUCAUUUUCAGCAUUCAACAGCAUUUACAAUCACACUAGCAUAUUUGGAAUACAAGCUACCACUGGUUCUGAUUUUGUACCAACUGCCAUUGAUGUAGCUGUCAAGGAGCUUAUUGCUGUUGCAAGACCUGGACAAGUUGAGCAGAAAGAACUAGACCGUGCUAAACAGUCAACAAAGUCUGCCAUUUUGAUGAAUUUGGAAUCCAGAAUGGUUGUUUCAGAAGAUAUUGGGAAACAAGUUUUGACAUAUGGAGAGAGGAAACCUGUGGAGCAUUUCUUGAAGGUCGUUGAUGAAAUUACACUGAAGGAUAUUUCUUCUGUAGCCCAAAAGCUUCUUUCUUCUCCUCUCACAAUGGCAUCAUAUGGAGACGUCAUUAAUGUCCCUAGCUACGAUUCAGUUAGCCACAAGUUCAAGUGAAAAAUGAAAUUGCUUUGCUAUGUCAAACUUGACAAGCAUUUGACCUAUUUUUGAUGGUGUUAAGCAUCCUAAUACCUUCGAGUUGUGCGGUUGAAAAUAAGGAGUUUAGAUGGUUCCAUUUUUAGCAAUAAAUUGUUUAUCCCAAGCAAGAAACAUAUUAGAGAAAUAGCUUCUGCAGACAAUGGGACUGGCAUAUUUUUUGCUGCAUUCCAUGACUUUGUUCAUGGUUGGGGAAAAGUCCCCAUAUUCUUUUUCAUUGUUCUUAACUUGAAGCAUGCAUUUUGAGUGGAAAAUUUUGGUGUAUAUGUCACAGCAUGUUCCUGUCA